Molecule: messenger RNA, 5760 nt
Organism: Artibeus jamaicensis (Jamaican fruit-eating bat)
Lineage: Eukaryota; Metazoa; Chordata; Mammalia; Chiroptera; Phyllostomidae
Gene: NAA30
Product: N-alpha-acetyltransferase 30, NatC catalytic subunit
Exons: 5
Coding region: 169-1131 (320 amino acids)
Biological process (GO): N-terminal peptidyl-methionine acetylation
Cellular component (GO): NatC complex
Molecular function (GO): protein-N-terminal amino-acid acetyltransferase activity
Source: RefSeq, a predicted model, not a curated record
AAGCCAGGCCCAGGAAACUUUACCCGGGGUAACAGACGAGGCGCUUUACGGCGACGGCGGCUGAGUGUGAGCCUUGGCGGUGGAGGCGGCCGCGGCGGUGAAGGAGGCGGCGGCAGCGGCUGAGGAAAAAGAGGAGUGGCGGCAGUGGCGGCGGGGACCUGUGCCGGGAUGGCGGAGGUACCGCCUGGGCCUAGCAGCCUCCUCCCACCACCGGCACCUCCGGCCUCGGCAGUGGCUGAGCCCCGCUGUCCCUUCCCGGCGGGGGCCGCCCUCGUCUGCUGCAGCGAGGACGAGGAGGACGACGAGGAGCACGAAGGCGGCGGCGGCAGGAGCGCGGCGGGCAGCGAGGCGGCGGCGGCGGCCAAGGGGCAUCCGUGCCUCCGGUGCCCUCAGCCGCCGCAGGAGCAGCUGCAGCUCAACGGACUGAUCAGCCCCGAACUGCGGCACCUCCGGGCGGCCGCCUCUCUCAAGAGCAAGGUUUUAAGCGCGGCCGAGGCGGCCACGACCACGGCCACCCCUGACGGGGGCCCCAGAGCGACUGCAACAAAAGGAUCCGGGGUCCACUCGGGCGAGAGCCCCCCUCACUGCCUCCCCAGUAAUGCCAGAACUGCGCUCCCCAGCCCCGCAGAGGCAGCGGCGGCCCGCAAUGGACUGGCGGAGGGCGCGGAGCAGGAGGAGGAGGAGGAGGAGGAAGACGAGCAGGUGCGGCUGCUGUCUUCAUCCCUGAGCGCCGGCUGCAGUUUAAGAAGCCCCUCAGGCCGGGAGGUUGAGCCUGGGGAGGAUCGGACGAUACGUUACGUCCGAUACGAAUCCGAGCUACAAAUGCCCGAUAUCAUGAGACUGAUCACCAAAGAUCUGUCUGAACCCUACUCCAUUUAUACCUAUAGAUAUUUUAUCCACAACUGGCCGCAGCUAUGUUUCUUGGCCAUGGUAGGGGAGGAGUGUGUAGGUGCCAUCGUUUGCAAGCUGGACAUGCACAAAAAGAUGUUCCGCAGAGGUUAUAUAGCGAUGUUAGCUGUGGAUUCCAAAUACAGGAGAAAUGGCAUUGGUACUAACUUGGUUAAGAAAGCUAUAUAUGCCAUGGUUGAAGGAGACUGUGACGAGAUCACACUAAAUGGUGGUUGUGUGUGAAGGCCUACAGACAUACUAAGCAGCACAGAGAAGUCCUGGGAUUUAAGGAUAUUUAAUUUUACUCCAAAUAAGAUAAUUACACAUGGUGGAGGAUCUCAUAUUGUUCGAAGCUUUUAAUAUCAAAAAGUAAAAGGUACAGUGACCUUGAUAAUUUACAUGGCUGGUAACUAAAAUUUGCAUACGUUUAUGAGUAUAAGUCUGUGUAUUUGGGCCAUAGCCGCACUGGCUUAAACAGUUCAUCAAGAAGAAUGUCAAGCUUUGCAAAAUAGCAUGUAACAGUUGGGAGAAACUUUGGUGUUGUGAGACCAUGUUUUGGUCUCCUACUGCUACUGAGUAGAGUAGUUUCCAGUAAACAGGGAUGCUAUGAGCAGGGAAUAUUAUGUUCCUUAUGGUUACGCCUUUUCUGAGUUAUCCUAGUUAGGUACCUGUGAGACACGCUUCACUUAACUGAUCAAAUAUUUAAAUAGUAUUGGUUUUUCUCUGAAAGAUGGGAGGAAGGAUAUGGAGAUUUUGGUUAUAUUGUUUUAGUCUAAGGUUAAAUUCUAAAUUAGUAAUAUAUUUAUGGUAGAAAUAGCCUUUUCAUUGUGGGCCUAAAAACUUGAUUCUGAUCGUAUUUCUUUUGAAACAGUGAAUAGUACUUAGACUGAAAUGGGAAUGGUUUCAUGAACCUAUUCUGGUUGUGUGGUUUUAAAUAGAUGGUUUGUGCAGUGUGAAUAGCUCUGCCUCUGGAUUAGACUCUUUCAUGCUUUAAAAAAAUGUUCAGGUAAAGGAUUUGCUGUAUGCAGGGAUGGAACUCUCAUCUACUCUUUAUAAGGGUUUUACUUUCCCUUUCAUUGAGUUUUAAACCAUAGCAACAAACUCUUCUAUCCCCCCCCUUUUCUUUUAAUUUUCUAAAAUUUUAAUUGUAUUGUAUUGAUUAUUCUAUUACAGUUAUCCCAAUUUUCCCUUCUUUGCCCCCCUCCAUCUAGCACCCCCACUCCCUCAGGCAAUCUCCACACUUUUUUUGUUCAUGUUCAUGGGUCAUGUGUGUAAGUUCUUUGGCUACUCCAUUUUCUAUACUGUACUUUACAUCCCCAUGGCUCUCCUGUGACUACCAAUUUGUACUUCUUAAUCCCCUCACCUCUUCACACAUUCUCCCACACUACCUCCCAUCUGGCAAUCACCAAAAGGGUCCCCAUAUCCCUGAUUCUGUCUCUGUUCUUCUCGUUUGCUUAGUUUGUUUUUUAGAUUUAAUUGUUGAUAGAUAGGUAUUUAUUGCCAUUUUAUUGUUCAUAGUUUUGAUGUUCUUUUUCAUAAAUAAGUGCCAUUAACAUUUCAUGUAAUAAGGUUUGGUGAUGAUGAACUCCUUUAGCUUUUUCUUGUCUUGGAAGCUCUUUAUCUGCACUUCAGUUCUAAUAAACAAUAUCUUUGCUGGGUAGAGCAGUCUUGGCUAAGUCCCUCCCUGCCUUUCAUGACUUUGAAUAUUUCAUGCCAAUCCCUUUUAGCCUGCAAAGUUUCUUUUAGAAAUCAGCUGAUAGUCUUAUGGGAACUCCUUUGUAGGUAACUGUUUUUCUCUCUCUGCUUUUAAGAUUCUCUUACCUUUAACCUUUAGCAGUUUAAUUAUAAUGUAUUUUGGAGUGGGCCUUUCUGCAUCCAUCUUGUAUGGGACUCUCUGUGCUUCCUAGACUUUCAUGUUUAUUUUCUUCACCAAAUUAGGGAAGUUUUCUUUCGUUAUAUUUUCAGGUAGAUUUCCAAUUUCUUGCUCUUUAUUCUUUCUGGCACUCCUAUGAUGUGAAUGUUGGAAUUCUUGAAGUUAUUCCAGAGUCUGCUUGUAAUACUCUUGGGGGGCAGUUUGGAGUCUUUUGUCUUCUUACUGUUCUGACUGGUUGUUUUUUUAUGUUCUAAAUUAUCGAUUUGAUUUUGGGGUCCAUCCACUCUACUGUUGUUUCCCUGUAAAUUGUUCUUUAUUUCACUUAGUGUAUCAUAAUCAUUUGUUUCUGUUGGAUGAUUUUUAUGGUGUUAAGGUACUCAGUAAGUUCCUUGAGCAUCUUUAUAACCAGUGCUUUGAACUCUGCAUCUGAUAGAUUGCUUAUCUCCAUUUUGUUUAGUUCUUUUUUUGGAGUUUUGAUCUGUUCUUUCAUCUGGGCCAUGUUUCUUUGUCUCCCUGUGUUUGUUUUUAUGUAUUAGGUAGAGCUGCUAUGAUUCCCUGUCUUGACAGCAUGGCCUAACAUAGUAGGUGUACUAUAGGGUCCAGUGUCACAGCCUCCCCUAUCACCCAGGUUGGAUGCUCCAGGUGCGCCCUUUGUGUGGGCCUAGGACAUCCUCCUCUUGUAGUUGAACCUUGAUUGCCAUUGGCAGGUCAGUGGGAGGAAUUUACCCAGGUAAGUCCAUUUCGAAGACUGGCUGUGACCACUAACUGCCAGCCUUUGCCCUCCAUGGAGGAUCAGAUAGGCAGGGGCAGGGGAGUGGUGCUCCAAUCUGGUCUGUAGCUGUCCACUGGGUACACAGGCACUGGAGUUUCCUGUGUGGUGCAGGCCAAGGUCAGCCCCAACCUGUGUCCUGCCUGGAGCCUUCCUGCCUGAGCUUAAAGCAAUCUGAGAUGGCCGUUACUAGUUCGGGGCUUGGGGAUUCCUGGGCAAAGUCAAGCUGUAAAUAUAGGCUGGCUGCUGGUGGUGCUGGGCCUGGAGCCAUUUAAGAGAUUUGGGGGUAGGGGAUUAUUGAGGCCAGCUAUUAUUUGUUUGAUAGGGUUUAGGAAGUUGUGAAGCAUGAUCCAAGACCUGUCAUUCAUAUGAAAAAGUCACGGUUAACAGUUUGGGUGGGUCUGUAGGUUGGGUGGGAUGGCGCCUCAGGGAAUCUCCAGAGUAGGGCGCAUAGUGUUAACCAGGUUGGUGGAUUCUUACAUGUGUCUCCCACUGGCUCUGUGGCUGUGUGGGGAGGGGUCAGAAAAGGUACUGUGGCCUCUGCCCACUUUUCUACCUGGGCAAAAGCUGUCCCCCAGCUCUCUCUUUGAUACCAGACACUUCAGUCCCUCCUUGUAUGCCACUGGUGCCUUUCAAGUUGCUACCCUGGUGCUGAAGCUCAGUCUGAUUAAGUCCAUGUGUCAGCUCUUUAAGGCGAACAGCAGUUCUACUAACUCAGUCCCCAGUGGUUUUUGCAGCCAGAAGUUAUGGGGACUUAUCUUCCUGGCACUGGAACUGUGGGGUGGGACUGGCACUCCUCACUCCCAAGAUAACCCUUUUGAAGUUUUAUUCACCAUGUAGGGAUGUGGGACUGGCGGUUCUGUGUGUCUGCCCCUCCUACCUAUCUUGGUGAAUAUGGCUUCUUGAAUUUGGUAGUCAGAUUUCUGUUCGACUUGAUUUCUCACAGUUCUUAGUGAUGGUUGUUCUAUAUUUAGUAGUAAUUUUGAUGUGGUUGUGUGUUUACCUAUGCCACUAUCGUGACCAGAUAUCUCUCCUUUUAGUUUUUUAUAGUAGUGUGUUCGUUGGUUCCACUUUCUAUUGCCAUUUCAUCUUGUUGGGUUUAUUUUCUUCCUCCUGUACUCCUUUGUAACUACUUUCUAACUGAUUAUUUGCUUGAACUGGUAGCUUCUUGGUCCUCUGCUUACUAAAAUACUUCUUGGUUUAAUGUAUUAGGUAGAAAUUCAAAUUCAAAUACCAACAACCUCUUUAAUUUAUUUUAAUCCUUCUGGACACAGUCCCUGCACCUUCUCUGAUUUUCUUGACUUCCCUUUUUGUAAUAUAGUCAACCCCACUUAUCUGCAGUUUGCUUUCCUGUUUCAGUUACCUGUGGUCAAGUGUGGUCUGAAAAUAUUAAAUGGGAAAUUUCAGAAAUAAACAAUUCAUAAGUUUUAAUUUGCCUGCAGUUCUGAGUAGCAUGUUGCAAUCUUGCACCGGCAGUAUGCUGCUCCAUUUGAACCAUCCUUUGUCCACUGUAUACAGGCUGUGUAUUUUACCUGUCCUUUAGUCAUUUACUAGCCAUCUUGGUUAUUAGAUUGGCUGUUGCAGUAUUGUUAUGCUUGUAUUCGAGUAGUUUUUAUUUUACUUAGUAGUGGUGUCAAAGUACAAGAGCGGUAUGCUGGCAAUUUACAUAUGCCAAAGAGAAACCAUAACGUGCUUCCUUUAGGUGAAAAGGUGAAGGUCUCAGUUUAAAAAUUGUAUGUUGAGGUUGUUAAGAUCUGCAGUAAGAAAGAAUCUUCUACCUGUGAAAUUGCCUAAUUUAUAAGUGAAACUUUAUCAUAUGUAUGUAUGUAUGUCUGUAUGUGUAAGAAAAAACAUACCAUAUGUAGGGGAGGGGACGACCCAUGGUUUCAGGCAUCCACUAGGGGUCUUGGAACAUAUCCCCCACAGGUAAGGGAGGACUGCAGCCCUUCACCUAAGUUUUCCUGUGCAGAGUGUGUGUCUUAGCAACUAAGGAGAGCAGAGAUACUUUUUUGUGUUUACUUCUGUGCUCUUAGGGUGGCAUUUAUGAUAGAGUGUGUGGUUCUUAGAAGUACUCUGUUGAACCAGUGUUUGAUGAGUGAUUAUUUCUUUGUUUACAGUAUCUUAUCUGCACCUCCUUUCUAGGAACAGCAUUUGCUUUACUUAUUUUCGUACAUAGUAAGAUGGAAAAAUGUAUCCUGGAGGGUUAACUAAGUUGUUAAAAUACCUUUUG